GCAUGCGCGGUGGAGGAGGCUCUGAGCCCGGAGGCUUAAGAUGCCUCGUCGCGGUGGCGGCGGCUUUCUGCGCUCCCUUUCCCCCACAUUGUUUUGUAACAGGAGCCGCUGCUACGCGGAGCCUCUUUGCACAUGCGUUUGCGGCGUGGGUCCCGAACCGUUUGCUGCAUUACAUUUGGCCCAUUAUAAGUGCCACCAGUCCUCUGGAUAAGUUUCCUGCCCGCGGUUACGUGUCGUGGACGGGUUGCUUUUCAAACUCAGUCCGCGAACGUGUGAACGCAUUGAGUGCGACGGUAGCACUGCAACACCCAAGAAAUAAGAUGGAUGUACAGGGCUUAUGUAAUUUCAUGCACAUCGUUAACUACACCACCACCCUUGAGCAAUACCCUUGUGAUCAUACGCAAGUGUACGCUAACCCUCCUUUUGCCACUGUUUUUUCCCGUUUCCCUCUUUCUGCGUUUCUUUGCGUCACUUACUGAAUUCGCACCUCGUAGCCGGCGCUGCCGGUUGGCCGUUUUCAUUUCCGCAUCUUCGCAGAGCCGGCCUCCUUUUCCCUCUCGGCGUCUGGAAGGUAAAAUAGGAUGCACCUGGAUACCUGCUGCUGAGGUUUCGGAUGCACUGCAGUGCCCUGGCUUCACUGGCCUUUGGGGGCAGGCAGGAGGGGGGGCGGGCUCUUUCUCAAUCUGCAUUUCUGCUUUGGAGCUGCCGGACCGGCUCCCGUUCUGUGCUCAAGACGCUGGACUUGCUGUCUCCAGCGACGGCGUGCUAAAUUCUGCAGGUGUGUUGGGCCCGGCGGGAGGAAAGGCUCUUUGAGCUUGAGCAAGAGAUUUUGAGGCUCCAGCUGCUGAACUGACAGGAGGGCUCUAACUCCAGAUAUAAAUCCUCGUCAACAGUUAUUCGCGGCUACAUGUCUGGGAUCACCGGUGUGUGUUACUGCUGGCUUUGGGCUGAUCACUGUAAUGCCCUCUAGCCUAGAAAGGUCUUUAGCAAUUGGAAUUCUGCAAAAAAGAGAGAAAGAGAAAGAUGAUGAUGUAAUUGUCAAAUGAAGGAUGCUAAGGAUUAUAUAUGGUGCAAAUACCCAUUUCCUGGUAGUAAUGGUCUCUUCGGGGAGAAUGAGACCUUUUCCUACUUUCCUUCUUUAUGGGGUUUGUGCCAUCUUUGAAAAUAGUACGAUGAGUAUCUCUUGACCUUGAUUAGCAACUUCAAUGUAGCUUCCGCUUUUCCCUGCCCCACUUUAGUCCCUCUUGGAAGGAACAUCAGGGUCAGAUUGCUGUUUGUGCGUGUUAUUCUUUUACUGCCAGAGAGCUGAGCAUUUCAUAAUACUCCUUUGGUUUUCCAGAAGAAGGCUGGCGAUCAAAAGUGAGGAAGUGUGUGCCUUGUAGCAAUGUCAGGGGAUGCAGCUCCAGUACCAGAGCAGGUAAACAGCAACGGUUGCAACCAAGAAAACAAACCUUCAAAUCAGCGAUUCUCGGAGAAAAAGUGCUGUGAGUAUUUGUGAUGCUUUGCUUUGCUGGGCAGCACAUAUAUAAAUACUGAAACAAAAGUGGUGUGUGGGUGUGGGUGGGUGUGCUCCAAGUUUCAAAUUUAUCACAGUGCUAAAUAUAGGGAUGAAUUAUUCCCCGGGGCACAACCCUUGAUGUUAUGAGACCAAGCUAAAUUAUAUAUAGCGGCAAGCUUUCUUUUAGCCUCACCUGUUUCACAGGGGUUGUUCUGAGGAGAAAAAAAGCUCUGGAAAGAGAAGAGGGAGAACCAUGUUAAUUUGAUAUGUGAAGUUCUGUGAAAGGCAGAAUAAAAAUAAAAUUGGAAUAGAAAUACUUUAAAGGAAUUGAUAAUGGGAUUAAUUUUAUAUAAAUUACUGUCAGCCUGGCCCACGGCUACUUGUGUCAUUUCUGUUAAAGUGACUAAACUACUACCACUUCCCCCACUUUGAAUAGCUGUAUACUUUUAGAAUGUCUGCCAAAGGGUUAGUUGUAUGCUGUAGGACCCUAGUUUCUAGGAGACUUCCUACAACUGUCACAGAGUCAUGAGAUAGUUUGCUAAUGAAGAAUAAACAACCUCAGUACCAGGAUCCUUUAACCUAUAUUCUUAGAACUCAUUAUUUGUUUUAGAUCCUCUGGGAAGAGGGUGAAUAAGUAAAUGAAUGUGAAGUCCAGUAGGUCAGUAGGGUAACUUACAUUCAGUUCCUUCUACGCUGGUAGGGCUUCUUGCAGUCUUGUGAUUACAGAAAAUAUACAUGCAACUGCCAGUCUCUCUCUACCACCAGGAAAUUGCUUGUCUGCACCCUAUUCCAAAAUAUUUCUCUCUGGCUGUAUGACUGUAGUCCCUGCAGUAUUCCUGUAAUCAGUGCUUUUUUCUGGGGGGACGUAUACCCUAAACAUUUUGUGAAUCUUUGUACUUUUGUUCAUUUACUGUUUUUAUUUUUCCCUAUUUGAACUAUAAAAUGGUGAUUUUCUUGAGUCAAAAUUGAGAGUACUCCUAAACAUAUUUAAAGGAAAAAAGCACUGCCUGUAAUAGCUAGGUUUGUUGCAUUGUUCUAGUACAGUAGCCUGCAUACAAUUUGUUUUUGCUGACAUGACUUUUUUUUUUUAAUUUAAAUUUUUGGACUCUUUCUUGAACCCUAUCCCUCAAUUUUUUGUAAUGGCACUGACUUACUUUAUUGGUUGAAUCCUAUACUACUGUAGUGCACCAGCCUAAUCUCUGAGUAGCAAGAGACUGUGGGGGUGCCUGCACGUUACUCAAGGCUUCAUUUCCUUGGAAUGAAGGUCAGCAGACUGUGGUGCCUUUAGGAUACAUGGUUUUAUUUACACUUAUAUACAAUAUGGAGGGGCUCAUAUAGCAUUAACACCGCAUCAUAUCUUGCUUCUCCAUUAGGCUUCCAGGGAAGCCCAAAAUUCAGCUUCAGAUCCAGGACAGAACAGAUACGUCUAGCUUCCAGCACCAGCUAAACACACACACACAGCACUCAUACCAUGCUACUGUUCUUCAUGAUGACAGUGGCAUCUAGUCAGAUGAGGGGAGUGGAGAGAAUGCCAACCCUCCAUCCCUGGACAGCACCAUCACUUAGUUGUAGCUAUUGCAGUCUAGUUCAUUCUCUUUGACAUGCCAGUGAGAGUACUUAAGUGGCCAGCUAAAGCCAUUAUCUUACAUAGAAAUUUUGUCUGACCUGUUCAGCAGCGCCUCCUAGAUUGUAACCCUCACUGGAUACAGGCUCACAGGUCUGGAAGGAAUCCAAGGAUAUAAUCCAGACUGACACACAGACACCCAACUCACAACGCUAUUCUUUGAAAAUUAAGGCCAGACAGACCCAUAGUAGGGUUUAGUCAUGGUAGACUGACAGUUUGAGCAGACAAUCAGUGUAGAGCAGGCUUCCUCAAACUCAGCCCUCCUAAUGUUUUGAGACUACAAUUCCCAUCAUCCCUGACCACUGGUCCUGCUAGCUAGGGAUCAUGGGAGUUGUAGGCCAAAAACAUCUGGAGGGCCAAGCUUGAGGAAGCCGGGCUGCUUUUUCAGCAUAAGUUGCCCAAUUCCUUCAACACAAAAUUUUGAUCUGGAAAAUUAUUGUUGUCUGCGGUUUUGUACUUUCAGGACUGUCACACCGAAGCUAAAAUGUGAUUUAACUCUUGUAGAGAUAAGCUAUUAAAAUUGUUCUUUCUCUCAGACAGACCUAGCUCAUCUUUACAUGUCUCCUUAUUUUUGACACUAGACCCAGUGAACUUCUUUUGCUGAUGCCCCACUAAAAACAAAGCAAGUUGCAUAAAAAUAGAGAUUUCUUCAUCUGCAACUUCCAUCUAUUUCAGCCCGGCUUGCAGAAUGGGUUGUACCCAUUUUUAUGUUACAAUCUACUUCCUUUAACCUUGGGAUAAAAAAGAAAUUUUGUUUAGGUUAUUGCCAGAUUACAUUUGAGAGGAGAAUUUAUCUCAUUAGUAAAAUUGGUAGGCUUAGGGGUUCCACCUUAUUUCAAGAGAUCCAGGCAAGCCAGUAAUGAAGUAGCUUCAGGUUUCUCUCAUAUGAAUCUGUCAGAGAUGGAUAUGGCCACACACUGGUAAAAUGUUCAGUUAUGCAAUUUAAUCCUGGAUCCACUACAAUAAUUGAGAACAUUGGUGUUGACUGAAAUGGAGCCAGGAUUUCUUGGAGUAGUAGCUACAGCAGCCACCCCCAAACUAGUCCUUCCAUAAGCUGGGGCUAUAAAUGGGGAGAAAUUCUAUUUAGUUUGCAUUUAAAAAUAAUGACAUCUAGAGAGUAUCAUGUUGGGAAGGUUUGUCUGCAGGUUCCACAGACAUCUGUUUUGUUAGGCUUUUGAUCAUUGCUGUACCGAAUACAAAUCAUGUACACGUAUCUACCAUGAACUGCAGACUAUUCUUUCACUGAAGAAAAAUAAUAUAUUUCUUGAUAAGCAUCAUACGCAGCUCCUGUUCAUUUGAGGGCAGCAUGAAUGUUAGAAAAUUCGGCAUCUUAGACAAAAAGCAAAUAAAAGACUAGUUUAAUUUUUUUUCAGAUCUAUAUUCAUCAUGUUCAGAAAGGAAGCUGGCUCCAUUGGUGUUCUCAAGAGGGAUCGUGACAUUUUUCUGUUAACCUUGAAAAGCCCACAGCUUAAUUGGAAAAUAUUUUUAACUGAGUGACACACUCAGUUUGAGGCACAUAGUCAGUGGCUAUUUUUUGCUUGGUUAGCCUUCUUCGUUAGCAAACACCUGAUACAACCAUGCCAUAGUCCGCUGAUUGAUUAUGGGAGCAGAACACGGUGUCCUUGUCUAUGGCAGAUGUAUGGGCAGAAGGAGUUGUGGGAAGCCGUCAUUACUUUGGCUUAUUGCUAGCAUUUUUCUUUUUCAGUCUUGUAGAAGUCACCUAUUCUGUCUUUGCUUUCUUUGCAGCAUGGGCCUCUUAUAUGACCAAUUCCCCUACUCUGAUUGUAAUGAUUGGCCUCCCUGCAAGAGGCAAGACCUAUGUGUCCAAGAAAUUAACUCGCUACCUCAACUGGAUUGGAGUGCCUACAAAAGGUUUUUUAUAUUUCUAUGCAUGAGAUAUAAUAGUUAUUACGCAGUUAAAACAAUAAAUAGUUUCUGAUCAGCUGCGAGUGGCUGGGAAAGCUGGUAGUUAGAAGCUUGCAUUAAUCCAGUCCUGGUUGAUUAUGCCUAGAUGUGGUUAUCUUUUUAUUUCUUCCUAUAAUUGAAAAGUUGUUCUGAACAAGUGCUAAAUAACAAUGGUAUCACAGUAUUCUACUUUUUGGCAGUGUCAGUACAAGGAAAAGAAAUAUGUUUCAGUGGUACUUUAGAAGUCUAAUUUCGGCUCUAUUUUUUGAAAAAAGUUUCUUAUUGCGAUCCCCAGAGUCUUUAGGUGAUUGAGAAUCCCAAACAAGUUGGUGGGCCUCUAUAAGCAUAGUGUUUGUGAUUCAGUUUUCCCAUUUGGAAAAUGGAAAUAACCAUUUAUAGGUAUUCAUGUAGUACAGCAAUAUUUGUACUUAGAUCACAAAAGGAUGCAUUGAUGCCAUGUUUUUAAUUUCUUAAUCUCCUUUUUUAAGUGAGGCCCAUGAGGAGGGGAGUGAAGGUAAAAUCUGAUUGAAUAGUGGUAUUUUGAUGACUGGCAUUUAGAUACCAGAUUUCCAUCUGCUAUUAGUACUGUAACACUAUUUAUUAUGGAAUGUUGACAACUGAAUUUCCGUUUUGUGAAGUAUUUAACUUAGGAGUCUACCGCCGUGAAGCAGUACAAUCGUACAAGUCAUAUGAUUUCUUCAGGCAUGAUAAUGAAGAAGCCAUGAGGAUUCGAAAGUAAGUUAAUGCCAGCAUCUCUCAAAAUAUUGGUGACUGUUAAAUAAUAACAGAUAAUCAUAAUUCAGUAUUUAUGUUGCUAGUUUUGGAAUUCACUAAAAUUAACCUCAAAACACAGGGAGAUGUUAUUUUUAAACCUUUGAAGAUAGAAAAGCCAAGAUAUCAUUCAACUUUUAGUAAGUUAUCCCCAUGGGAUAGAAAUAAAUAAAAGGAAGGGCGGAAUAGUAGGGUAGAGGGGGGCAUGUGAAGAAACUAUCCUACUGUACCAGGGGCAGCCCAUCCCAUUUCGCCACCCCCAUAUCUGAUUCAGUGGGUUGCACUAUAAAAUAAACAGGGAGAAGGCUAUUGCUGUAUAACAUAUUCCACUGACUCACUGCAUCCAGUACAGUAGUACCUCGAGUUACAAACACCUCAGGUUACAAACUCCACUAACCUGGAAGAGUUACUUUGAGUUGAGAACUUUGCCCCAGGAUGAGAAAGGAAAUCAUGUGCUGGCAGCACAGCAGCAGCAAGAGGCCCCAUUAGUGAAAGCACACCUGUAGUUAAGAACAGUUUCAGGUUAAGAACUGACCUCCAGAACGAAUUAAGUUCGUAACUAGAGGUACCACUGUAGUUUGGUUUGAUGUCGUCUUUGGUUUAAACCAUCCUACUCGAUGAUGAUGAUGAUGUUGAUUAUCUUGCAGACAAUGUGCCUUGGUGGCUCUUGAAGAUGUGAAAGUUUAUCUCAUGGAGGAGUCUGGCCAGAUAGCUGUAAGUGCACACAAGAUUAUUGGCCUUCAGCUGGUGGUUUGGGACCCACUACAGGCGGGACCGAGACACAAGAGCACCACUUCCCAUCACAGGGGAAAUUAAGAAUUGGCCUCACAAUGUAUGUCUGGGCUAAUGGCGUGUCCAAGAUCUCAAGGUGGGCCCUAAAUGAAUUAGAGUUUAUGGCACAAGCCCAGAAUACAUCUACUCGUAUCUAAUAACAGGAUGUAAUUUCUCAUGGCUUUCUCUCCAGGAAAACCCGCUCUUUAGCAGUGAAUUGGAACAAACAGCAAUCCAGUUUUUCUGUGGAACUGUUUUCAGCAGUAAAGAGUGGGUUUUCAUGGGGAAAGUGUCGGGGCAAAAGAAGAAGAAAGAAAAAGCUCUUAGACACAUAGAAUCAUAGAAUUGUAGAGUUGGAAGGGAUCCCAAGGGUCAUUUAGUCUAAUCCCCUGCAAUGCAGGAAUCUCAGCUAGAUCAUACAUGAGAGAUUGCCAUCCAACCUCUGCUUAAAAACCUCCAAGGAAAGAAAAUCCGCCACCUCUCAUGGGAGUCCAUUCCACUGUCGAACAGCUCUUACUGUCAGAAAGUUCUUCCUGAUGUUCUUGCUUGGACUCCAAGAUCAUCUGCUAAUGCCCUUCUCUGAGUACCUCUCCCAUCAGAAACUGAGAUAAAUUGAAGUGAAGUUGGUAUCAACUACAGAGAGGACUUUUCUUGGCUAGACUGCCCUAGUUAUGGAACUUCCCUCUCCAUAGGGACUUGUCCAACCCCAACAUAAUCUUUUAGGUACCAGGCAAAAUGUUUUUACUCCCCCAGGCCUUUUAAGCACAGUUUCUGAUAUUUUAUCCGCUGCUUUUAUUUGUGGUCAGUGUCAACAUGUUCAUUGCUUUAUUGUUGUGAAUCAUCGUAGCAUCAAAUUUAAUGAAGGGCAGUAAACAAAUGUUUGAAUACAUAAUUAAGGCUGUCUCCAAAUACUGCUUUCUGAAAAGAUUGGCAUGUGUUGGACUUGUAGGUGUCAAAAGGUGAGAAGUUCCAAAGAUUGGAGCCACAGCCGGAAAAAACUUCCUCGUUUGUCCCCGCCAAUCUCAUUUACUUGGGUAGCAGGGUCCCUACCCCAUGUCAAUCUAUCCUAAGUUUGAGUUUUUAUCUCUGUUUAUAUUUGUUGUGUCACUCUAGGCUCUCGGAGAGGCAGCAGAUUAAAAUGUAAUAAAGAUUUUAGUAUGUGGUUUGAGUUGUAAUUAAGACCUGGAAGUUCUGCUUCAUAUGUGCAGUGAGAUUCUGCCAGCUUAUCUAUUUAAAAAUAAUAAGGUGUGGAGUCCAGUAGAGUUCUUUGAGAUUUUGUUAUGAGACGGACUUGAAUUCAAUCCAUUAUUAAAUGUUUAGCUGAGAUUUAAAGCUGUCUAGGCAUGUGUGUGUUUGUAUGUUAUCUGCCUAUUCUUCUAAUGUUCCGUGGAUACCUAAGUUUGAUGGGCACAUUUGUCUAUCUCUUUAAGGUCUUUGAUGCAACUAACACAACUCGGGAGAGGCGGGACAUGAUUUUGACCUUUGCUAAAGAAAAUUCUUUUAAGGUGAUGACUUCAUUACAAGCUUGUUCCCAGUUCAAAGUAAAAAAUGAGCUUGUCUAUCAUUGUGUGCUAGAGCAGGGGUGGGUGCGGGUGGGGGGUGUAUAAUAAGUUCUCAGAGCAGGUUACCUCUCAUUUUGGAUUCUUUUUAAUUGGGAAGGAAUUAUCUAAAUUGCUAAAUUAGGACUUACUGAUUAUUAAAUUAUUAUUACUGAAGUAGAAAUUUUAGGGGCCUGAUGACAGCUGUAGAUACAAAAUCUAAAUGAAAGUAAAAACCCAUUCAGGUGGUGAGCCCAUAUCAAGCAAAGCCAGAGCAAAAGUGGCUGGACCACCCCAUUUCUCUUUCCUUCUCUCUUUCAUUGUUUAUUUCACUUCCUCCCUCUGCCUCUCCUCUUCUGCUACCUUCUUUUCUGCCUCUCUUUCUGACCCUCCCUUUUCUCUCCCCAACCUUCCUCUCUACCCAGUGAUCUGACUACUGGUGGCAGAGAAUUCCAGUGGGCGGUGUGAACUAAUUGCAUACCAAGGCCUUUUGAAAUUAGGCUGAGGUGGCUGCAGCCUGUAGAGGACCUGCAAUUUAAUAAGCAUCUUUCCUCCUCCAACCCCCAACCCUUUUGCAGGUGUUUUUUGUGGAGUCUGUCUGUGAUGAUCCAGAGGUCAUUGCUGCCAAUAUAUUGGUGAGUAUUUGACAUAUUCCAGAGGUUGGCCUACUUAGAUUUUCUUUGUUACAGAAUACUUAACUGGCAUUAGUUCGGUGUUGCUAGAGAAAGACCACCAUUUUGUGAUGUUUUAGAUCAGCUCCACAUUUCAUUCAUCAUUUGUUCUUCCUUCUGGUUUGCCAGUGUUGUGUGGAUAUUCAUCAAAGAAAAGGCAUACUACAGAUUGGAUGUAGACUUCCUGUGAGAGGAACUCUGUUCAGGGGAAUGCUUCUGCCAGGGAAAAGGGUGUAGGCAGCAAUUUUCAUGGGUUCCUCCUUCCCCCUGCAUCUCCCUGGAAAUCUGGUCUUGAGGGUUGACUCUGGAUUCAGUCCAGUUUGAACACCACUUGAAAAAUAUCAAACAAAAUAAUGGCACAUACUGAAGAGCUUAGUUCUUAGUUCUCGAUGAGAGCUGGGGCUGGCUCAUCCAUGAGGUAAAGCAAGGCUACCAUCUCAGGUGGCAGAAUCCAUAGGGACAGUAGAUCUCGAUGUAGAUCUUUACAUUUUCUCCCUUCUUCUUCCCUGGUGGGGAGGGGGAUGCCAUUUUGUGGUUCACCUCAGGUGCCAAAAUGUCUUGGGCCAGCCCUGAUGAGAGCUGUCCAAGGUCAUUCAGUGGUUUUGUUUUUUAUAUUGCAGUAUUAGACAGUGCUGUUGCCAACACUAUCUGUUCCAAGACUCUUGUUUCAAGUUCUCAAAGGGCCACUCUAUACUGUGGCUGGAGUUCCCUGGUAUGUGUCUGCAUAUGUUUAUGGUCACAUAUUGCCCUUCACAUGUUACGUAGUACACUUGUUACAAUGGGGUGACCCUGGUCUUUGCCAGAGUAACCAUGUAAAUUGGCUAUCAGCACUGCAGUUAGACUUCCUGCUAGCAGCACACCUGCAUUUUAGUGUCAUGCUUAGAUGCCAGGUUACGCAAGAUAAUGUGUGUCUUUACAGAUUCAUCAGUCCAAUUUUCAAAUGGCAUGUGAUUUUAAUGACAAAAGCUAUCUGCAGUUGUAGAAUGUUGAAACCCCUUUCCCUCACCUGGAAAAGGGGGUUCAACACUUGAGGUUAUUUCCCCACAUGAGGUUAUUUUUCCCCCAGCCAGGCUGCAAUAUCUGAAGUAAACCCAGCUGGGAGAAAUGGCCCUGCAAAUGUAGAGGAGGGAUUUUUGGCCUGGCCUUAGAGAUCAGUGGAACGGUGGUUUGACCCCAUAAAAGACACUUUUUAAAUAAUUUCCGAGCUUUGUGAGUAAAUAAAUCCAGAACAUCUCAGUGAUCAUUGGGUUUGCUUAUUUCUAUUUCAAAAGUAAUUUUAUCAAGUUUAUAUGUAUCAUAUACUUCCCCCCUCCAUAAUUUUACUCCAAUGGGGUGGGUGGGGAGUGUAAGUAAUAGCUUUUGGCAAUGGCUACUUCCUUAUAUGCAGAGCUUGAAGAAAAUAGUGUUGGUUUAGGUAUGGUAACUUAAGGCUAAUGGAUGUAUUUACGUAAGUUAUGUAAGACUUUGGAAGCUAAAAUUAAGUCAUCAGAUUAUUGACCUUGGAACAUAUUUUUGGCACAAGCUUGCAAACAGCAUGCAUUGAAAGGUAAUAGAAAGGGCAGCCCAGUCUAUCUAUUCCCAAAGCAAAUAAUGCACUAUUCAUUUAGUAUUGUCCUUUGUUUCUGUGCCAGGAUGAGACAGACAUUUAAACAGUAUCUUUUUGUUUGGAAGCUUAGGGAUCAUGUGUGUUGGAGCCACGCUGCUUCAGGAGCAGCCAGUCAGACACUUGUUUCACUAGUGCUUUUUCUUUUCUUUUUAUGUAUAAAGUUUGCUUAACUUUUGAAACAACUUUCUUUGUUGAUCAGGAAGUGAAGGUUUCCAGCCCUGACUACCCAGAAAGAAACCGAGAGAAUGUGAUGGAUGAUUUCCUAAAGCGAAUAGAAUGCUAUAAAGUCACCUAUCAGCCUCUUGAUCCAGUUAAUUAUGACAAGUAAGAGGCAGGACAAAGGAGUCGGGAGAUUUUCAAGUUGUUGUAUGUGUUUGGGGUGGAAAUGAAGCCAAGAAGAGAACUACAUGUGGUGACAAUUCAGCAUUUCCACAAGGAUAUUGUACGAGAUAUUAGAAAUUCAUAUGUUCUAAACCAACAAGGGGAGAGGAAGUUCAAAUGAGUUGACUUCCUUUUCCCCCACACUUGUUUAGAACAUGCGAAAACACUCUUCAUAGUAGCAGAAACAGCAAUCUCUUAUACUUAUAUCCAUUCUUGCGUCCUGGGAAUGUUCUAAUAUUCCUCUCUGCUUAGAAUUUUAAGCACUAUCCUUGCAUGUUUGAAGUUCUCCAUCACUGAUAACUGGAAACACUUUGUAAAGAAAAGAAAGGUGGUUUUUUCCUUGUUGUUCUGUACUCUUAAGAGACUAAGCAUUCAUCACCUUAGCACAAACAUGUCUGGUUUGGCUCACAGAGUUGCACUGUCGCUACUGUAAGUGUCAGUGUUGCCAAAGUUCAUAAUUACCUGGUUUGGAAAAUGAAUUUAUCCAGCUCAUAAUCGACAUCAUUUCCUGUAGGUAUUUCUCUGCACAUAUGCAGAAAAUCAUUUCUGAGCUGAGCAGUGAGUUUUCAACUGCCCUAUGCAUAUUUAUGUAUUUUUCAUCGCCAGCCCUAUUUCUUGGUUCAGGCUGGGCUAUGUUAUACAAAAGCCUCCCAAAAUUAUUUUUAAGGCCCUGGCAGAUCUCUGAUGAAGCUUAUAAAUUCUGAGCCAAUUCCAAACCCAGCUGAUGGGAAUUCACGCCACACUGUAUCCUGUAUUUAUGCAGCAGUUUGUGAUCCCGGUGGAUAUGCUGUUGUAAAUGAGUUCAGUGAUCCAACUUUACAUGCAGCACUUAAUAUGUAUACAUUCACUUAUGGGUUGUGAAACAUGUACAUAUGGAAGAAAAUACGUACAGUGGUGCCCCGCAAGACGAAUGCCUCGCAAGACGGAAAACCCGCUAGACGAAAGGGUUUUCCGUUUUUGAUUGCUUCACAGGACGAAUUUCCCUAUGGGCUUUAAUAGCCUUUUUUUUUUAGCAGCUAAUCCGAUAAGCCGAUAAGCCUUUAAUAGCUGCUAAACCGCUAAUAGCGCUAAUCCGCUAAGCCGCUAAUAGGGUUGCUUCGCAAGAUGAAAAAACCGCUAGACGAAGACACGCGCGGAAGGGAUUAAUUUCGUCUUGUGAGGCACCACUGUAUUGAAUUAUUAUAUUGAUAAUGUUUCUGGUGUUUUCUGAAUUCCAGAGACCGUUCUUUCAUUAAAGUGAUCAACGUAGGGCAGCGCUUCCUUGUCAACAGAGUCCAAGAUUACAUCCAAAGUAAAAUUGUCUAUUACCUUAUGAAUAUCCAUGUUCAGCCACGCACCAUCUAUCUCUGUAGACAUGGUGAGAGUGAGUGCAACCUGGUUAGCAAGAUUGGUGGGGAUUCAGGCCUGUCAGCGCGGGGGAAGCAGGUAUGGUCUACGCAUAAGUUUUGUUGCUCUCUGUAUUGGCAUUUUAAGAGCUAAGUUGAGGGUCAGAUUUUCUGCCAAAAUUCACCUUCAUUUGUGCUAAGCAUAGUCACAAGUCACAGCAAGCCAUACUUAAUGGUUCAACGUGAAUGCUCCUUCCUUGCACCAGGAGGAAUCAAACAAGGAUCCCUUCAUACAAUUCAUUCAAACCAAGGGUUGUAGUUUGGGAGUGAGACAAAUAUCAAUCCUUCAUUUUGGGCAUAACUCUUAGCCCAGGGAUUUUGAUUUGUUUCCUCCUACUGUUAGUGGGGACAAGGUGCAGUUUGCUCGUGCAUGUUAAGCCAUGGUUUACGGUGCACCAUGAUGUGCCAAUGCAGCCAAUAAUUGCAAAGAAAAGAAUCAUAAUCCUAAAUUUAUCACCCUGCUAGGGUUCCGGCUGGUAAAAUUGUUCCGUUUAUUAAAUGGCUUUCUGAGAAAACACCUACAGAUGUUUCAUUCAUUUAUUUGAAACCUCAAAGCAGUUUUCUUCAUUAUUUAAAAACAUGCAGAUGAUGGUUAAAAUCAACAGUAGCUAAAAAGAGAUAAAACACGUAUAACUUCUACAUAUCUGAAAGUUACACAACUACAGUCGUACCUUGGAAGUUGAAUGGAAUUCAUUCCGGAAGUCCAUUCGACUUACAAAUCACGGCUUCUGAUUGGCUGCAGGAAGCUCCUGCAGCCAAUCAGAAGCCUUGGAAGCCCUGUCGGCCGUUCAGGUUCCAAGAGAACGUUUGCAAACCAGAACAAUCAUUUCUGGAUUUGCGGCGCUUGGGAGCCAAAACGUCCAAGUUCCAGGGCAUUCGGGAUCCAAGUUACGACUGUAUUGCUUGUGUAUCGAUUUAAUCAUUUUUUUUGUAAGUCGAAAGCCUCGUUCUUCAAUUAAUUUUAUAGAGUUGUGUGUGAUCGUUCAUAUUGGAUAGGUUCCUAAACUUAAGUCAAAAGUAUACUUUUACUUGUCUUCACAGAUACAUUCUUUCUAGAACAGGAGUGAGGAAAUCUUUUCGUAUGAAAAGUCAAUAGCCCAUAGGAAAAGUCAGUUGGUUGUCACAUCCAGUGGUAGACAAAAACCACAACCAAAGCUGGUGGAGUUUGCUGCACUGCAAAUCUCUCUUUGUUUUUGUGGAAUCCCAUUCUUGUGGGCUGCAUGAAAUUAAGGUUGGCUCUACUCCUAUAUAAAAAAAUAUGGCAAAUUCUGUACCAAACUGUGUUUUUACAUACUUUUGGGAAAGUGUGCUUUUCCAAGGACUCCCAUCAUCUGUCUUGAUUCUGCAUGCCCUUGUAGCUACCUGCCCUAGCACUGUGAGCAGCAUCAGACUUCGAUUGGUAUUCUCAUAUUCUUAAUAAAAGAAGAGGAAUCUUUCCCCAGGACAACAAGCUAAAAACUGCUUAGGCAUCUCAAUUGUAUUGUAUUGUAUCCUAGUUUGCACAAGCAUUGAAAAAGUUCAUCAAGGAGCAGGAGAUUGUGGAUCUGAAGGUUUGGACUAGCCAAUUGAAAAGAACUAUCCAGACAGCAGAGGCCCUGGGAGUCCCAUAUGAGCAGUGGAAGAUAUUGAACGAGAUUGAUGCUGUGAGUAAAAUUACAGAAAGGCCACACACUGGUGGCGAAGAUGGUGGUGGGUGUUGCAAGUGAUUUGUUUUGAUGUAAGGAUAAUAAUCUAAAUAAAACUUUACUUACUUACUUCAAGAAAUUACAAGUAAGCCAAAUUUUUCAAAAAGUAUAAUUAGUCUAAAUUUCAAAAGUUUGAAGCUCAGUCUUGUGAAAGGUUGACACACAAAUUCAUGAAAUGUUCUGCAUUUUUGGAUGUUACUCAUUUUGGUGCAUGAUGUCCUGAGCUCUGAUAGGAGGAAGGGUGCAGUUAAAACGUAACAGACAAACAUUUAAAUCAAAGGAAGUUCUGGCAUACUCAGUAGUGUUUACUCCUAAAUUAGUGGGCAUGAGAUUACAAUCUCAAUGUCAUCAAAAUUAUGGAACCUCCAUGUUUUGAGAUAAAACCUUCUAUAAUCCACUGAAAUUAUUUUCACUCUUUUGUAAGUGAAUGCAAACUGGUGUCACAUAUGUUAAAAAGGGGAAUUUCUGAAUGCAGAUAGCUUUUCUUUUUAUCUUCUGGAAUUAAUUCCUAUUUUGCUAGGGAGUAUGUGAAGAAAUGACCUAUGAAGGAAUUCAGAGGAAGUAUCCAGAAGAAUUUGCACUUCGGGAUCAAGAUAAAUACCUUUAUCGCUACCCUGGAGGAGAGGUAUGGAGCUUUGAUCAUCAAUUAAUAAAAUAUUACUGCUUUUGACUUUAUAGUUUUGAAGGGAUAGGCGGUGAUCAAUGAUAAAACUGCUAAUACAACUGCAAAAUACAGUAAAACAGGAAACUACAGCAGGGACUCUUACUGAGCUGAUUCAGAAGCUAAGACAAACCAUUGUAUCUCAUAAUGGGAACAAAUCAAAGUGAGCUCCUCUUCACCUCUCUUUCAGAACAGUAGUAAAGAAGAGAUCAGAAGCUUGCUUUUGUUUUUGAUUAACUGCUUAUUGUUGUUUAGUCCACUCUAGCAAAAUGUGGGUAAUCUUUACUGUACAUUCUUUGAACCAAGCCAAAUGCAAACCGUGGUUACAGUAGGGAUACUACUACUACUACUACUACUACUAAUAAUAAUAAUAAUAAUAAUUUCUAUCCCGCCCAUCUGGCUGGGUUUCCCCAGCCACUCUGGGCAGUUUACAGCAUAUAAAACACAACAAAACGCCAAACAUUAAAAAAACAAGAUAUCCUAUACAUGCAACAAACAAACCAAUAAAUCAAAACCAAUAAUAAUAAUAACAAUACAGUAAUAAUAAACAGUUUACAAUUAUACCCUAAUUAAAGUAACAACCAACCCCAACCCAACAAAAAUGAAACAGAGGAACAAAAAUUAGAACCAUUUAAAACAUUUUAGCCAGUUGCCCCAAUCCUCCUUGAAGCUGUGCUGAUGAAGAGAGAGAGGGGAGCCUGGGAGCCUGAUGGUCACUGCAGCUUGUUUCCAUAAUAGUUUAUCAUAUUGUCUGGCCCAUUAUUAGAUCUCAAUUUUGUAAUGUGAAUAUCUGAAUUCAUUGUGACUUCCCUAGGUAGCCUCCUUCCACAUCAUCAAAAUUGUGACUUUUUUGGGUGAAAUUUAAGUGUUGUUUUUUUAAAAAAAAUUAAGGCAUACUCUUAAGCUCUACUUAAGUAUGGUCAGAUAGAUUUCAGGCAUUAUGAUUAUUCUCAUAACUUGGAAGAAAACCUGCUGAUCUUUAAAAUAGUAAUUACUUCUAACUUUGGGUGAUUCUGUCAUAACUUAGAAUUAUCACAAGGGUUCACUUAAGGCAUUUGUUGUUUCUAAAGGAAGAGUCAGAAAAUAAGCCUUAAUAGAUGGUGGUGAUUGAUUAAUUAAUUAACUAACUAACUAACUAACUAAUUGUAACAAACUCAGCUGGGGGCAGAUUCAACCACCCAGUUCCGGUAGCAAAAGCCGGAACAAGGACUUCAGCUAGUGUAACAGGGCUUCCUCCCUCUCUCUGUCCCCCCCCCCCAUGGUGACCCUGCACUUCCCCCAGAUCUGCACUGGGGGGUAAGAAGAACCCCAAGAACAGUAUAUAGGGGAGCAGAGGUGAGAUUGUUCCAUUAGUUCCAUUAGUGCAAGCAUUUCUCCUUAGUACCACAUUGAAUUCCACUGCUGGUUUUUUUUAAUAUAUAUAUUUCUGAUCGCUUUGAAACUUGUGAGGUUGUAAAAUCAGGUGAGUGCCUUUUGUUUCUGGUAAAUAUUUGUUUUUGUUUCCUAGUCUUACCAAGAUUUGGUCCAGCGCUUGGAACCUGUGAUUAUGGAGCUAGAGCGCCAGGGCAAUGUUCUAGUUAUUUCUCAUCAAGCAGUUAUGAGAUGCUUACUGGCCUAUUUCCUUGAUAAGAGUGCGGGUAAGGAGCAGAGCUGUUUUUUGUACAUCUUUACUAUUACAAAGCACGUUGUUAUCUGGAACAACACGGGGCCAAACUGCACAUGACCUAAAUGCAUUAUCAGGAACCACAUCACUAUUAAAAACUUUCUGAUGCAAAUCACCCAAACGCAAUAUUUUCUUCAGGGCUUCAGUGCAUGGGAACCAGAUUUAUCAUGACUUCCGAAGCUCAUACUCCUCACUGCAGUUCCAACAUUAACAACUCCUCUAUGCCUAUUAUCCUAUUUCAUUGUUCUUAAUUUUCAUUCUCAUUAUGACUGUAUGCUUUUAUUUUAAAAAAUGCUUUGGCUACAGUUCCAUACACACACUUCACCUAGGAGUUAUCCAAAUGGGACUUAUUACUGAGUAGACAAGUGUAGGAUCUUACUUCUUGUAAACCACUUUGUGAGUGAUUUAUACUGGAUAUAAUUGCACAGACUGAUAGAAAUUAUCUCUUGCUAAUUGGCUUUUGCACAUCUAGCAUUUACUACAUUCUCCGAGCAUUACUGUCAAGAGGCUGUAGGUACAUUCACACAUUUACCACAAAGUUCCUUCUGAGUUGAGGCAACAAGGAGAGUUGCAUAAAGUACAUUUUGGACCAUGCUUGGUAGUUUUUAAUUCUUAUUUUCGUUGAGAUUCCUGCAUUGAAAGGGGUUUGACUAGAUGCUCCUCAGGGUCCCUUCCAACUCUGUGAUUCCACUUGUAUUCUUAUAGAUGAACUGCCCUACCUGAGGUGCCCUCUGCAUACCAUCCUUAAACUCACACCAGUUGCUUAUGGUAAGUAUUUGUUGGUUUAUUAACGUGGGCAGGGAGAGAGGAAGCAAUGAUUCUAGUGCUUACUAGUGCUUAGAAUGUUAACUUGAGACAAGGGUUCAGAUUGCAACUGUUUCACAGAGCUAGCAGAAAGUCAUUUCACCACCCUGAAUCAUCUCCCCCCCCCCCACUUCCUGUAAAUUGAGGGACUGAUAGGGUUGUGUUCAGCUGGUGCCCUUUUAUCUGCAGAAGUGCCUUUGCCAUAGCAGACACACAUACAGUCGUACCUGGGAUCCCGAACGCCUUGUGAGUCGAACGUUUUGGCAAACCCAGAAGUGAGUGUUCCAGUUUGUGAACAUUCUUUGGAACCUGAACGUCCGAUGCGGCUUCCGCAGCUUCCGAUUGAGUGCAGGAAGCUCCUGUGGCCAAUCGGAAGCCAUGCCUUGGUUGUUGAACAUUUUCGGAAAUCGAACGGACUUCCGGAACAGAUUCCGUUCGACAACCAAGGUAUGACUGUACUAACAGAAUAGGAAGUUCCCUCCUACAGCUCCCAGCAGCCCCCAAAAUCAGCUCCAGAGUGUUGGAGGACCAUCUGGAGCAGGUGGAAGGUAGCAUGGAAGGAUCUGCAGAGAGAAAGAAGCAAGAAUGGUCAAAAAACGCCCCUUCUUCUAGCAAAAGAACAGGAAGCACCAAUUGGAUUGCACCUAUAACCUGUCCUGUGUUGUUGAAUUCUUUGCCCAAAUAAGAAACAAUCCAGACCGAAUGUUGAGGAAACUUGGGUGCAUACAGUGGAGGCCCCGUCUCUUCCUCAGAAGCAUCUUUGCAUUUCAGUUUUGGAGUUAAAAUUAACACUUCAAGAUUUUUUUCCUCUGUGUUUAUUGUAACUCCCCCCCCCCCCUUGUCUAAUAAUGUAGUAAUGCAUGAUUUUAAGUGUAUUCCCUUUUCACAUUUAUGAAGGCUGUAAAUUGGAAAUGAUUUCCCUGAAUGUGGAAGCUGUGGACACACACCGGGACAAGCCACCCACAACAGUAUGUAAAAUAUAUGCCAGACCUUUCCUGUGUAUUCUGUUUUGUUUGUUGCUGAACUGAAAGUUUGACCCACGACUGUUAACUUGAUGUACCUAGAUUUGAGCUGUCAAAUCUCAUUAACUUUUUACAACUUAGGCCCAAGUACUUUGGUUUCAUUGGGCUAUGGGUACAAAACACUUGGAAAUCAAUGGGAAGCUCCUAGUCCACUUCAGAUGGAGCCUAUUGUGCUUUACUCAUGAGGAGGGUAAUCUUUUUCUGGCACACUCAGCUCCCCCCACCCUCGGUUCUGAGAAAAUACUAUCCCCUUCUUGUAGUUUUUUUUCAAAAUAAGUCAUGGAAUAUAUUAUCAGAUUAGAACUGAGGGAUCAAAUUUACAGUGGGAGAAUUCUCAUAUAUGUGUGCAUGUGUGCCUAUUCUCAUUUUUUGAAUGCUUUGAAAAUACUGUUUAGGGAUGAAUAAGGUAUUUCUUUAGGCUAUUACUUUAAAAAUGCACAAAGGGCUAUCAUGAUAGUAUUUCGUUAAAAACCUCAGACAUAAAUGUCUAAUCUUCAGUUUGAAUGCUUUAGAGCUUUAAAGUAUACUGUUAAUGGUUUAGGAAGUAAAAAAAAAGCACUGCUGCAUUCCAGAUAUGGUCCAUUUUGUUGAGUUGUAAAAUAUAAAGAUGCAUCCUUAGACUUAGUAGCUCAGGCUGCAACCCUGUACUCACUUACCUGGGAGUAAGUUCCACUGAACUCGCUGGUGUUUCCUUCUGAGUAGGCACAUCUGGGCUUUGUAUUGUUGCUCUUGGCAUGCAAGAUACGUGAACUGCAUAUCUAGAUAUGCGAACUGUAAGAUGAAUCCAGGCAAGCAUUUACCAGGUCACAAUGUACUCCCUGUGGACAUAAUCACUUGAAAACCUUUACCUCCCCUGUCUGUCUAACCUGAUUGGAAAUCUGAGGAAGCAGAAAAAGAAGUAAAAUCUCACCUCACCCAUGCACCAGUCAUCAUGUAACAGGUGAUCUAUUGCCUCUUUAAGAGGUUGCCAAAGUACAGGAUGAGUCCAAAUUCUUGUACACACAUUGUAUGUUCUUGUACUGUAUUAAAAGGCUGAAAUGUGACCUUUGCAUAUCAGUUUGUCAUAAGUGGAGGGAAAUCUUGUAGUGGUUAAGAGCGGUAGACUCGUAAUCUGGUGAACCAGGUUCGCAUCUCCGCUCCUCCACAUGCAGCUGCUGGGUGACCUUGGGCUAGUCACACUUCUUUCUCUCAGCCCCACUCACCUCACAGAGUGUUUGUUGUGGGGGAGGAGGGAAAGGAGAAUGUUAGCCACUUUGAGACUCCUUCAGGUAGUGAUAAAGUGGGAAAUCAAAUCCAAACUCCUCUUCUUCUUGAAGUGCCAAAAUAGCAGCCAAUAUAUUUGAUAUAGUUAUUUGGGGAAAUAAGGUUACAUUAUUACAGCUUGAAACCCAACCUUGCCUUUUUUUUGGUUGCUUAAUUUACUGUAAGAAUAAGAUUGCUGCGAGCUUAGUGCCGUUGUACCAACAGAUCUAAUUCAGGUUGCUAAAAAUGGUUUACUCACAAUUCAAGAUUUAUUUAUUUUUAAGCAUUCAGUUAGGCCUUUUGCCUUCAGCUCUGUAAUAGCUAGUAUGCAAUAGAUACUGCUUAGCAAUCUUAUAGCAAUGGUUCAUUCAGUUCAAAAGCAUUAAGUGCUUUGAAUAUGCAAAAUCUGCAUGCAACUGGUACUACAUUACAGCAUGACAUAUAUAUCCUAUGAAUUUGCUGGUUUGCAGUUUUUAUUUUACAAGGAAAAUAAGUCCCAGGGCAUCGUUAAGACCAAAAAAUACUAGGUGGCUUCAAUAUACUGUGAACCACUGCACUUUUGGGAUGUUUUAACUUAGCUUCCCUCAGUCUAUACUAUGAAUAAAAUAAAUGACCGGAAUGUUCUUUUGAAUUACAAAGGUAUUUUUUCUUGUGUUUCUCUGAAACAAGAUGCCCUCUGCUCUGCAGGAAGGCCUUCUACCCCCUACCCUCCAUCCUCACCUCUCUUACUCCAUCUAGAUUUCAAAUGAUUAGAUUUGCUGUUUUUUCUGGGACUCACAGAAAGCAAAACAAUUAUGAAAACGCUGAAGGGCAGAAAAAUACAUUUCAGUGUGUAGCCACAGUAGGGUGAAAGUAAGCAUGAACCAAGAUUUUUUAGGACUUUGUUUAAAUCAUCUUCGUUUUGAUUUCAGGCUUCUUUUUUCUUCUUCUUCUUUUUUUUUGUCCCAUUCUAAGCCAGGGUCAAAAGCCAGGAAAGUGGUGUGCAGUACUGUGUCGCUAGUAGAACAGAAGGCAGUAUUUAUGUGGUUCCUGGGUGGUUACCCAUCCAAGCACUGAACAGACCCAGACUUCCUUUGGUGGCUUCAUGGGCCUUCAGGCAGUUCCCUGGCCAGUAUGUUCAAUAUGAACAUUCGGAACAAGUAUUACUGUAUUCACAGGAGUUCUCCCUUGAUUUCAGGACUAAUCAAGGAAACUUCAUGAAAGAUAGAAAAUAAAUGAAUGAAACUGAACAGCCUGGCAUUGUCACUAUGUUGACAGAUUCACCCAAAGGGAACAGGUGUUAUAGUUCAAGUGCAAGGGACAGUGCUGAACUUUUGCUUCUUGCCAGUUCUUCCGUGACAUUGCUGUGCUAUAAAAGAGACCACGGGCUUAAAGCAAAGGAAGGGUUCGUGAAGACUUAUUUCUGUGACUUCCUGAGAGCUCUUAGACUAGCCCAAGAAGGCUUGUGUUGGCCCAGCCCUGCAACCAGGAAUUGCAGGGAGCUGUGAAUGAGCUCUAUUUCAAUUGAGCAUCACAGAGUGCUGCUUUAGCUGCAGCAACAAAAUAUUCACUCGAAAUGCUGUAGCCAAAAGUAGACCCUGAAAAUCAGGCUGCCCUAGUGUCACACUUCCAAAGAGCUUACGUAAGAAAAAUAGCUGAAGUCAUCUGAUUGGUGAGCAAGAAUUAUAUCCUGCAUGCGGAGACCUUGAGCACGCAGCAUUUAAUAUUUAACCUGGCUGAGCGGUACUGAAGGAUUCCCUACCUGGUAAAACUCUACUCAUUCAUUUGUAUUUCCCUUUUCUUCUCUAAGAAAAUACAGCUGGGUAGAAAUGAACCUGAUUUAGGUUUAUUUUGCUAAUGUUUUACUUACAAUAUUUAUACUGUUUUCAUAGGCAAUAACAAGGCAGGGUACAAAAAACUAGAUGUAUAUAAAAUAAAACAACAGUUCACAAUAACAUGGCAGCCUUCUCCCUGCACUUAUGAGAAGCACUUGGAGGAAGAGAGAAAUGUGCCCGUACUCCUUCACCGCAGGAGAGCACACCAUAUGAAGCAGAGAUAUGAAUAUCAGUGGCAUAUAUAUAUAUAUAUAUGCGCCUGGCAUCAACAAUAUUCAGUGGUGUUUUAACUGUGGUUUAAAAUUCUGUGAUUCGAUUUCUCACCCCUUAUAAUAUCCUCCAUUUUCAAUCAGAACAACCUUCCCAAGAGCCAAACCCCUGUAAGGAUGAGAAGGAACAGCUUUACACCACUAGCCAGUCCGGACACAUUAAAACGUCCUCGCAAUUACAGUGUUGGGAGCCAGCCUCUCAAUCCGGCAGGGUCUCUUCUGUUCCGGGAGGCUCAAGACGGGGCUGAUCAACAAAAGCUGCAAGACAGUGUUCAGGUGGUAAUAUCUCUAUCCUAAUCUUCUAUUCCAAUUUCAAGCACAGCAAAAAUUGUGCAGUAUUAUUUCACCUGUCACUCCUUACUUCAGAAAUUGUCCUUUUCAAGCCAAUUGAAAACUGGUGACGCUUUACGUGAGAUUAUUGGACAGAACCUACCAUCAAAAGUCAGGAUUCAAAGAACCUACUGUGCAUGAUUAAGAUGCUUCUGUUCGUGCAUUGCGGGGGGGGGUGUUAAAUAAUUUCCCUCCCAGCUGCAGCCCUUUUGCACCACAUUUGUUAACCUUCAGGGUGUGACUUUCACAAAAGUGGAGUAGCUCAGGAGGCCUUGAUGCAAAGAACUCUGUGUGGCCUUUUAGAUUUUGGCCAAAGGGUUCAUGUCAGGCCACUCCAAAUAGCUAUGUACUUUGAAGUAUUCUGGUUUGAAAAUUAUAGGUGGACACUUAAAAGUAAUAAUGAUUUCUGUUGCUGCAAAACUUUCCUUUUUAUGAGGAAAAUAUGUUUCUAGUGCUAAGCAAAAGCCCCUUGAAUAAGGCUGUUAUCUAAAGUGAGCAUUUUAAGACAGAUUUGUCAGAUCCAUAGUACUUUGUAGCUGAGUUCAUGGGCUCUACACAGUAUACCCAACAUAUACAUAAUUUCUUACAGUGGACAGUCAUAUUUGCUAUACAGUGGUACCUUGGUUGUCAAACGGCUUUACUCUCAAACAAAUCGGCUCCCAAACACCACAAAGCUGGAAGUAAGUGUUCCAAUUUGUGAACGUUUUUUGAAGCCAAACAUCUGACACGGCUUCUGAUUGAGUGCAGGAAGCUCCUGCAGCCAAUCGGAAGCCGCACCUUGGUUUUUGAACAGUUCUGGCAGUCGAACGGACUCCCAGAAUGAAUUAAGUUCGACAACCAAGGUACCACUGUACUAUAUAUGCAGUAAUUUGCUGCAGUUUUCUUUGACCCAUGUAUAUCCCUCAGAUUGGAUAGAGUUUUCAGCAGCAUUUCCAAUAUCACUGCAAUUUUGCUUGCUGAUUUGCAUUUUGCUUUUUUGCUUUUUCAUCAGCUGCUUAUUUCUCAGGCUACAACAUAGUGCUCUGUUGCUUAAUAAAACAAAGACCCAGUUUUCAGGGCGUAUGUCAGACAGUAGUCUCUACCAGAGCAAGUUCCUGGAGUGAGGCUGUAGAUGAAACAGGAUUUCAGACUAUUUUCAAUCUCUUUAUUUGAUAUGGUAGUCCAGGAUCUUUUAAAAAAAAUAAAAAUACCCAGGUUUGUCACUGUAAUAUAUGAGAAGCAGAUUGAUGGAAGAACAGGAAAAACUGGUGCUGAAAUCUUGUUCUUUGCAGAGCCUUUCGUCAAAGACUUCAGUAUAAAAAACAGUAAUUGAUAGUAGGCCUCACCUCCAACUAAUAAGUAGUUCAUGCUAAAACUGAAAUGUGUUUCUUGGGCAUGGUGAUAAAAAAAAUAAUGCAGAUGACAAUUUGUUCUUGUAGCUUCUGCUCACUUGCUUUGCUUGCGGAGGGAAAGAGCUAUAUGUAAUUAUGCUAGGCCGGUAGCCAUUUAACAGUCACUGGCUUGCAUUUUGCAAUAAUUUUGGAUGCAAGUUAACAUUGGUCUUCUUGCUUGUGAAGACUGCUUUCUAUGUGCUGUUCUGCUUUCUUGCUUUUUAUAUCUUCAUUGAACUGCAGCUUGAGCUUUCCUAUACUGUUUUUUUCUUUCUUUGCAGCUUCAAGUGGGAAGUGCUUGCCUGUGAGUAUCGUUGUGAACAGCUUGCAUGUGUAAUUGUACGUUUUUGAGAAAUAAACAUUUACCAAGAGAUGAUUAGAAGUCUGUUUCAAAGGAAUGUACAUGGGGAGAAAGUACCAAAUAAGUCUCCUACAAAUUAGAGCCCCUUUAAGUUGGGUGGAAUAUUUUACAGCUCAUAGAUCAAUAUCCAUUUAUAGAAAAGUGACUUUUCUUUCAAAAUGAGCAAGAUGGAUGAAGCACAACAAAGAAUCAAGUAUAAAACCUAUCUUUAAGUAAACUUGCUGAAGCUGUACAAGCCUUAUCUUAUUAGGACCACUACAAUUUAUCUUUUUCAUACUCCGAAGAUGUGCUAAGUUUUAAGCCAAAAAUGAAAAGCAUGACUGCAGGUGUUUGCAAAUGAGUUUAAAACAUGAAUGUAAAAGUUUGCCAUGUACUGAGUCAGACCACAGGUUUAGCUAGCUUAGUAUUGUCUACUAUGGUGUGCACUGAUCUCAGGCUGUGUUCCAUCCAAGUCCUGUUACUUAUGAUCCUAUUUCAACUAGAGAUGCCAGACACUGAACACAGAAUAAAAUAUUAUGAAUACAAAGCAUGAGCUCUGCCAUUGAACUGUGGUUCCUACAAGACUCCAUGCCAUUGCACUCGUGGGGAAGCCACGAUGGUUUGCAGUUACCUAUUGAGUCUACAGUUAUUUGUAAGUUUCUCCAAUGGGAUGAAUUCUGGGCUAAAUUCACAGCAGUGUAUUCUAGGCAUGCCUUGCAUUGCCAUAGAGACAGGAUAAAAGCAAAUGAAUGACAAAGCAUUUUGACAAAGGCAUCUUCUAAUCCCUUGAUACGCAAUCUCCUCUCGAGGCUCAGUUUACAGGAAUUUUGUAAAUCAUAUAUUUGCUUCCCAAUAGCCCUGUAAAAUGACACUUCUGCAUCUCACAAAAAGUCGGAGAUUACUGUUGAGAGGGUAAGGCUGAGAGCUGCUGGUCACAUUCCAGUACCAGGAAUAGUGGGAAGAAGUUCAGAAUAGUGGAAGCAAGCUACCACGUUGCAGAAAUUGCCAAGUGUGACUUGGUACCUGUAGGUUCUUAGAACCUGUGCACUAUUUUGAAGAGAGAGUAUCUGUUAAGUAAUAUGACACACACAUUCUCUGGCCAUAUGAACUAAUAUAAUCCUACCAGGAGUGAGUACAGGAAUGAAUGCAGGAACAUCAGACCAUUGGUCCAUCAAGCUGAUAGACCAGUUUUCCACACUGACUGGCAGCAGCUGUCCAGGUUUCAGAUGGGAGACUCUCCAAGCCCUACCUGAAGAUGCAAGGGAUUGGACCAGGGACCUUCAUCCAGCUGCUCCACCACCAGGUUACAGCCCUUCACGCAGGAGUAAAUAUAAUGAGGAGGUGUAGGUUAUGACCAUGAAUUAAUGAGAGAAUGAGAGAUAACAGAAGAGUAAAUAAAUAUAAGUGGAAGAAAUAAGAAAGGAAAUUAAGAACACAGGAGAAGUUCAGAGAUAGGUAGGAAGUCACAGAGGCUCCUAUACCCCUGUAUCUGACUUAUACCCAUGUAUAAGCUCUGUCACACUCAAUGAGACUUAUUUGUGAGCAGACAUGCAUAGGACUGUGUUGUAAAUGUGAGCCAUAAGCCAUAUGAGGAGACAGACUUUCUCUCAUAGAAUGUUGCAUGAAAGAAUUCAUCUGUUAACAGUUUGUGAACAUUCUGUGACAUCACAUUGCUGCAGCCAAUUGCUAUUGGACAUGCUUAACAAAUCAUCUAGCAAUUGUGAAUUGGUUAUUGCAUAUUUGCUCACACACACACACACACUCACACACUUUGUAAAGAAUCCUCUGUCUUUUCUUGGUAAGGAAGGUAGUCUGAUCAGAUCUGAUUCUGCUCUUGCAGUGCUUGUGUGCUGCAGUCCUCCUGAAAUGUCAUGCCUUAACAGUGCCAGCUAGAUGUGUCUAGCACACCUAGACAUUGUCUGUUGUCCCUGAGAAGCAGAAUACAAAGAGCCGGAAAAUACUAUGCUGUCUCUUUCUCACAUUAUAAUGUGAGAGGAUAUGUCAAUGGCAUGUUAUUUCCCUCUCUACAGGGAGAAAUCAGACGCAAUCAUCUGUGAGCCCCUGGUCUCUCUACCACCAAGUGAGAUUGUCCCAUGAAGGAGGCAUUUGCUGCAAACCUGCACAGAAUGGCCAGUCUCUUAAAUUUCCUUCCCCUUCUAUUGCUCUGCAACUAUGCUGGUCUGCAUUCCCCUUUGCAGCAUUACUAAAUGUAACUGUGGCAAGUCUCUCUUUGAUAUCUUAGCUUUUUCCAUUUUGUGUGUGGACCUCACCUGUAUUAAUAUUUGUAAAUCUGUGGUUAUUUUUGUAACAUUCCCCAAUAGCUGUGAUCGUCCUGUACAAUUGUGUGUGUGUGGAAGAGAGAGAGGGAGGUUGUGUAUUUCUGUUUGUGGUAUUUUUGCUUUGUGGAGUUAGAUUUCUGCCCUGCAUGUAAUGGUGAUUGUGACAGCUGCCUUGCAACACAUGUGGGAGUCGCUUUUCCUUGCCAUUUAUAGAAUGCAUUUUUUCCUAGAAACCACAAUCCAUUUGUGGUCCCUAGCUGCUUUAUGGGAAUGAUUUAAUAAUAGAGAUUAUUUUUUUGUUAAAUAUUUGCUGCAUAUUAGGAAAUAGAUGCAGGGAUAUGUGAUUCAGGGUCUGGAAUGCACUUUCGAUACUUGGCACUGUUCCCGUACUUUGCCUUAAUGGGAACACUCCCAAAGAAAGAUUAUUUGCCUGCACAAUGUGCUUUAUUGUUUGCUGAAAAUGUUUCAGUUUUGUCCCUGGCUGUCCUGGAAACCUUUUCAUAGGUUCCCAUACCCAUGCUUGCAUUUUCCCAUAAUUGCAAUCUUGUUGGUGUAUGUUUUGUAAAAUGAUAAUAGUAAUAAUAAUCUUGGUAAAUGCUACAUUUGUGAACUUUCAAUAAUCCACCCCCUGAUAAACUUGAUUCACUUUGCUGGAGGGAAAGAGAAGGCAACAGGGUGGGUCUCCUUGGUUCAAGGAUUGUGAAAUGCAGCCAGGUUUUGAUGAAAGACUGAAUAUUUUAAAUUGGAAAUUUGUUCCAUUAUUUUUAAACGGCUUGAUUAGUAAAGGAAUAAGAGGGUGGGGCAGUGAUGAGGAAAAAUGAGAGCAUGAGACUUCUGCCCAGACCAGCCACAUAAAGUAAGGAUGGGCAAGCUGUAGUCCAUCAGAUGUUACUGGAUUUCAGCUCCUAUAACCCCUGGUCCUGCUGGCUCUGAGACUGAUGGGAGUUGGAGUGGGGGAGAAACCCACAGGUUUUGUUUGCCUCCAGACUGUCAGUAUUUUGCAGGAGGGCUUCAAGCUCAUACUAAAGUUAGGUUUGCACAAUUAAAGUGGAUUAAAGUUGCCCUGGUGCAACAAAUCUACUUAAAAACAACAACCAACUCCACAGACUUUCUGUGGUUAGAAUAAUGACAGUGGAUGUAUCCUGGUUUCUGCUUCCUGAUACACAUUCAAGAUGCGUAGACGUGCUUUCAUCCACUGUACCUGCUUUUUACAGUUUUAAGCACUUGGAAAAAGACAGAACCACUAAGAGAGUGAUGAAACUCUCCUAGAACAAAAGAAUUAGUGGAUUGCAUACUUGAAUGAUAGUCACUUUCAGAGUAAACCCUCAGAAUAAAUUAUAUUCUCCAAAUACACAAGCCUAUAAUUACAUAGUAGACCUCUAAAACAUACAAUUCCUGUUAUGGUAGAUCUACACAAAGCCCUUUAGAGCCUUGGGACAGCCCUAAGAGGCAAAGGUACGAUUGCCAUAUUUCAAAAAGUGGCACAAAAUUGUUGAAAUCUCAUAACAAAAAAAGUUAAAAUUUUCUUUAAAAACUAAACUUCCAAUAUGCAUACAGAUUUUCCAAGCCAUUUCUGCAAUUUCUGUCCAAACACAGUUUCAAACAGCCAAAUCAUGGCUGUGUCAGGGAAAUUCCGGACAUAUGGCAACCGCAGGCAUAGGUGAGGAGUUUGAUAUCUUACAUUUUGAUGUAUACUGUUAACUUUUAAACCACCACCCUUUAAGGAAUUCCCCAGUAAAGGUACUAGACUGUAUCUUGAUGGUUUUUGCAGGGAAAUCUCCACGAACUGCCACCUUACAGUUUAUCCAGUCACGGAUAUGUACAUGCUUAGUAUGGAACCCGUUACCAUACUUCUUAUUAGUUGUUUUUAUUAAAUUUGUUAGUUGCUUUAUCUUGCCCAAGGCAACCCAAAGUAACUUAUAAACAAACAGACAAUAAACACCACAUAGAUACAUUAAUACAAAGAGUGAUGGGAAUACAUUAAAAACAUUUGUAAAAGGCCACAGAUGGUAAAAGGCCAAUAGCCUAGUUAUAGAGAGACAUUUUUGCUUCUCACCAAAAGUUAAAUAAUGAUGGCACCAGGCAAGCCUCCCUGGGGAGAGCAUUCCACAAAUGGGGAGCCACUGCAGAAAAGGCUCGUUCUCAUGUUGCCACCCUCUGGGUCACUUGUGGAGGGGGUACAUGAAGGAAGAGCUCAGGUAAUGAGUGCAGGGUUCAGGUCAGUUCAUAUGGGGAAAUGUGGUCCUUGAAGUAUUGCUGUCCUGAGUCAUUUAAGGCUUUAUAAGUCCAAACUGGGACGCGGGUGGCGCUGUGGGUUAAACCACAGAGCCUAGGACUUGCCGAUCAGAAGGUUGGUGGUUCGAAUCCCCUCGACCGGGUGAGCGCCCGUUGCUCGGUCCCUGCUCCUGCCAACCUAGCAGUUCGAAAGCACGUCAAAGUGCAAGUAGAUAAAUAGGUCCCGCUCCGGCAGGAAGGUAAACGGCAUUUCUUUGCACUGCUCUGGUUCACCAGAAGCACCUUAGUCAUGCUGGCCACAUGACCCGGAAGCUGUACGCCAGCUCCCUCGCCCAGUAAAGCGAGAUGAGCGCCGCAACCCCAGAGUCGGCCACGACUGGACCUAAUGGUGAGGAGUCCCUUUACCUUUAAGUCCAAACUAGCACUUUGAAUUGGGUAGCUGGAUGUAAUGCUGCCAUCACAGCAUGCUUAAUUCCAAAUUAAUUAAGCCCUGUAUAACAUAUCUAGGUUUUGCUUUCAGAGGCAAAAAUGCAUUAGCCUGCUCAUCUUAGGCUAAUGAACACAUAAAGGAAGUAAAAGAGUGUGGGGAGCACAUACUCUUUGGGAAUCUGAGCCAAGACACCCACACUUGCACAAUUUUUUACCCCUAGUACUAUACAUUCAAUUGCUGUUGUCUGUAGCUGAGUGGCCUUAAAUUAUUCUUUUUACUGGUAGCUCAUCAUACAAAGCCAGUUUUCAUGUAGACGUUACAAAUGGAAAGGUAACUAGUUGCUAGUACUGAAACACCAUGUUCAGAAUGGACUGGUAGGGGGUUUGUGAAUGGCAUUCUAUCGUCAUGUAAGACAAAGCUGUAGCAAAACCAAUAUAAGCGUGCAUUGUGAUUUUUCUGGUUUUUCCUGAGCAGUUAUCUCAACACUAAUGCAAGCUUAGCAGGCAUAGAAGUAGUUUGUGCACAGACACACAAAAGAUACCCAGACUACUGUUUCACCUAACUCCCAACUUUGAGAGAUGACCUCAAAAAGUGAUCAUGUAGUUUAGCUUCUUAUCUAGGACUUUAUUCUGUAUUACCCUUACAGAGCAACCCCAACCCUGGGUCAUCCAGGCCUGGGGGCAUUCAGAGUGUCAGAGCCACUACUGCAGUCAAAGCAACAUCAGCUCCUACCAGUCAGGAAAGGGGAGAGACCAACUUUUUUUAAAAGGAGCACCACCAGCACAAGCCAGCACCUUUGGCGGGCACAGUGAGGUCUUAUGUGGUGGCGGAGCCUCCCCACCAACACCAGAGCCUGAUGGAGGGACACCUCUGGCAUCCUAAUCGCCUCUAGUUCUAUGGAUCAGGGGUUAGAAUUGCUCCCUUAAUCUAGAAGUUCAUAUGCUAGACUUCAGCAGUUUUAGUCUGCAACAUAUGACCCAAGAUUAAUUCUUUUAAAAAUCCUAUGUGAUACUUUGUUGUGGUAAGGACGCAUAAAUGUGCAGGCAACCAGAGAAACACUCACAGCCACUUUGCUCUUCCCCAGUCUUUUGAAUGCGGCUCGUGGCUAAAGCACAUGGUUAGUGGGAUGCGAGCUUAACCACUAGAAAAUCAGGGCUGUAGAAGAUAGUAGAGACAAUUUUAUGACUAGGCUGGUUAAGCUGGGUUCUCCAUCAGUCUGCACACCCAAGCCAAAACACAAUUAGUUCAUUUCAGCAAAUUCAUUUCCUAGCAUGUUUGGACAUCUCUUUUUUUCCUGUAGUCUCUUGCUCAGAGAUCUCUGAUGGUUCUUUAAACCUUUAUUGGAAGUAUGGAAUUAGGAGUAAGUUUGAUGGAUUUAUUCUUCAUUUGAUAAUUUGUGGUCAGCAUUUUCAGAGAUGAAUCACCGUCCUGUGUUUCUUAGAACAAAUGAAUGUGUUUCAAGUUAGAGGGCAAUGUGCCUUGUUUUCCUUGGCUCUCUAACGGUGAACUUGAAAUAAUAGUGAAAUCAUAAUAAAUAUUAUGUGUUUAUUUAUAUGUACACUGUAAGCAAUUUGACUUUUACCAAAGCUGCAAUAAUGCACAAGCUUAAAUAAUGAUCUCCUGUAUGUGUAAAUAUGAAUGUUUUGCAUAUGGUCAAAGGUAACUUUAUAAAGAUGGCAUCAGAGCACUGUGGAGGUUUCUCUCAGCGCAUGCACACAUACACACACACAUGUGUAAUUCAUUUUGCCCAUCUGUUUCUUUUAUAAACCUCAAAAUUUUCCAAGUGCCAGAACAAGGAUGUUAUCAUAUACAAGAUGACUUUUUGCUGCAACAACUUUGUUAUACAUUCAGUAGAAGUUUUUUUAAUUGUAUAAUUGAAGGCUAAUGCAUAUAGAACUGUUUUGCUGUGCAGUUUAUGGUUUUGACACAUGUCAAUAGGCAGGAGCAACUGGAUAAUCAAGGAUGCAUUGCUUAUGCUGGCUCAAAUGCAGAAGGGCUCCAUUAUUACUGUAUUGCCCCAUCAUUCCAGAUUAUCGACUAAGCAGGGACAUACAAAUGAGACCAUUAUUACACUCCAUGGGAAUCCAAAUACUAAUGCUGUUAAUUGUGGCUUAAAUUAAGACCAAGGCCUAGAACCACUAUUAAGUUGCAUUGCCCAGGAAACAACUCAAAUUGAGAGAUGCACCAUGGCUUUAUGUGGUGGUGCAUUUGUAACUAUAGCCAUAUUUAUGCUCAUGUUGAUGUCAUGUGAAUGAAAGCACUCAGGUAGAUAAUGAUAUUUUUCAUCCUAUAUAAUUGUAAGUUAAAAUGCUGCACAGUGUUUCAUUUCUCUACAUAAUAGUUUCAUUUAAGCAAAAAUUUAACGCCCAAUUACCAAUGACAGAUUUAUUGGAUCUUAUAUCUCAAUCAUGUCUGCUCUGUAUGCAUAUCUUCUUGGUUUAUUUCAUUUAAUUUGCAGGUGUGUAUAUGUGCAAUUAUGCUGUGUGAAUGUAUACUUCUAAAAAGCAUCAAACUGCCAGUUGUUAACUUUCUGUGCAGAAAUAAGUAGAAGUCAUAAAACCAGCAGGUUUUUUUCCAUAAAGGUUGGCAGUUUUAGACUGGAAGCCUGAAUAUCAAUAUUGUAAUGAGACAUCUUAAAUAAUUGUAUUAGCAAUUGUGAACUUUCUUGUGGACCAGGUAAAUAAAAUUUCACCCACUGCAAACCACCAUGCUGCAAUGCUUUUCUUUCUCAUUACUUUGUGCUGGCACUCUUUUCAAAAUUAGUAACAAUUUGUAAAGCUGGAGGCAAAAAUGCACUUUCUCAAUUGUGUGGAGCUCAGGCAGAUGUAAAGGGUAAGUGGUUGCUUUGCACAUCGCGGCUGGAAUCCAAACACUCACAUCCAUGUGCAGGUGGAAAGCACUUCUAUGGGGAAGGACCAGCCAGUGGUGGGGCUCCAGACUUUAGAAGAGCUUCUUGGGAGAGCAUUGUAAGGGAGAACUUGAAAUCACCAUGCUUUAUGGAAGGUUGACCUUUGGGUCCCACUCUACAUCUUAUACAUACCUGUAUAAAUGUGACAGAUAUGUUUGCAGACAUUGCACAAUCAUCAGAGAGCUAUGACUGGCCACAGCCACUUUCAGUUUUCAAACUGAAACCUAGCAUCUCUUAACCCUGGACAGGUCUUUGAGCAUUUAAAAGAGGUGUAUGAAAGGCAAAAAUAUAUAUUUUCUGAUGUGAACCAUACCCUAAAGCAGCCUUCCCCUAGCUUAGUGUCUUCCAGAUGUUUUGCGCCACAAUUCCCACUAGUCCCAGCACAGGGUUGGAGAAGGCUGCCCUAGAAAUAAAAGUUCUUUUUGGUGUCAAGGCCCGAAAUACAAAAUAAGGUUUAAGGAACUCUUGAAUCAAGCAUUGUUUGUUUUUAUUCCUGUGUUCAUUUCAUCAAUGUCCAUUUAAAAAAAUGUGCCAGUGACAGGUCGCUUAAGCUCAACUUUGUGAGUAUUUGCAAGUAUUUACAUUUAAUAAUCAUAUAUGACCAACUAUGAAUGCAUGAAAUACAUGUUAUAAAGAACGAAUUUGCAGAUGAGGUUAUUGGACACAUCCACAAAAGUUGCCUUUGAGCAAGUUUUACUCAAAAGUAAAUCCAUCUGAGUUGAGUGGGGAUCUCUCAUAAAUGUGUUGUGGACUGCGGCUUUAAUUGGUUUGAAUGCACUUCGAAAUGCAAAAUUAACAAAUGUGAUGAGCAAUGCAAAAUUAUUUUUUGAGCAUGUGUGGAAUUCAUUGCAGUCAGACUUGUUAUACUUAUUUGAAUUCCAUAUGAACCCUGAUUAAAAUUAUUAUAUGGAAAGAUAAUAACACAGUAUAUAGCUGUGACAAGGACAGACAGUGGACUUCCCUGAUUAUGAAAUAGUCAAAGAGAAGAAAACUCUGUAGAAUUCAUUUGCAAUAUUUCUGCAGAUCAGUGUGUUUCAAGCCAGAUUGAUGAUUGCAAAUGGAUUUGUGUGCCUUUUUAAAUAAUAGAUCUGUUGUUUUUUAAAACAUCAUAGUUUGGAAAAUGACAAGUUAAAGUUUUUUUAAUGUACAAUACCAAUUAGCCAUUUUUGGGAGGAAAUAAAGGCAUGUGUUACAAGUUAAAGAUGGCUGAGUUAGGCUAGAGUAGCACAACAAACAUGCCUACAGAUGCUGAGAGAAGGGGUGGUGCUAUGAACUUGGCAGCUAGAUGAGUAUAUUGAAUGAGGAUUUGAAGGUGGAGAUGCCAUGAAGACUUAAUCAUUCUAGAAGUAGAGCACAAUUUUGUACUGUUUGUGAAACAUUACUUUAAUUCCAGUGAUCUUAUGUGGUCCAACAUCAUGCAUUUAACUGAAUGAUCUUACAGUUAAUUAAAAAGUGAUCAGCAAUAUUGAGAAUGGCAAUGUGGAAUUCCUUUAGGAUCUAAAUGUUCAUAGUUUUGACUUUUGCAUUUGGUUUCUCCUUUACAGAGAACAGCUGGCAUAGCACUGUAGAAGCAUUCCGCUUGUGUGAUGGGAAAUCGUCACGGAGGCCUCAGAAAAUAAGCCACGUGGGACUGCAACCCCUUGCACUUGAUCAACAUCCUGAGUGUUAAAUGUAGCUGUUGUCUCAGGAAACUAAAGCAUGGUGGACUAGCUAGUUUUCUGGACCAAUGACAAGUUCUCUUAAUAUCUCUAAAAAUGGUAGUGCUGAAAAUUUGCUUUGUGAAAAAUAUCACGCUACUCAACAUCUAAAUCAGGCAUAGGCAAACUUGGCCCUCCAGAUGUUUUGGGACUACAGCUCCCAUCAUUCCUAGCUAACAGGACCAGUGGUCAAGGGUGAUGGGAAUUGUAGUCCCAAAACAUCUGGAGGGCCGAGUUUAGUUAUGUCUAAUCUAAAUACUAGAGCGGGUGCAGGGAACCUUUGGCUUUCCAGAUGUUGCUGAACUCCCAUCAUGCUGAUCAUUGGCCAUGCUUACUAGGGGCUAAGGGGAGUUGUAGUUCAGGAAUGUCUGGAGAGUCAGAUACUCACCAUACCUGCUCUAGAGCAAACUCAUUUUGAACCUCUCAAGCUCUGGUGAUGCACUUUUAGAUCUUCAAGAAAUCAUGUAUCUUUAAGGCAUAUUUGCCAUUCAAAUUUAAAUCACUUUCAAAUCUAUUUCAGUCACCCAGUUCCUGACAAGGUAGCUCUGGGAAAUGUAGUUCAUGAUGGUCACUAUGAGCACAGGAUGUUGGACAAGAUGGGCCUUUGGCCUGAUCCAGGAAGCUGUUCUUAUGUGUUAUGUUUCUUGUCUGCUAUCAUCACAACCUGUGUUUUGUCUGCCCAAUCUAAAUUGCAUUUUUAAUACUUAGGAAGAUUCUUCCUUGUAGAAGAGAUCCUGAGAGGAGUCUUCUGCCUACAUAUGAAGCAUGAAGACAUGAUGAAUUUUCUUAAAUAUGUGACAUUGAAACACUGACAGUACUGCCACAAAGCCCAAGCAAAAUCUAGUUGUUUUUCUCAUUUGGUUCUGUGGGAACUCUGAAAUGUUUCUGGAGCUUUUUUUCAUAGACAUUCAAUCAUGGGGAGAUAUGAUAUCUUAGCUUUUCAGUGCCCAUUCCAAAAAUAGACACAGCUUAAUGAAAUUGCUAGCAUUAAGGUUUCCAAGAGCAAAGGCAAGAUUCAUUUGACUAUGCAAGAUCCAUUUUCAUGGCUUGGAUUAAUAGAAAUUAACAGACUCUAGAAUGACACUUUCUUGCUAACCAUCCUGAAACACCUGUCUUUCACUGUUGGUAGACAUACUACUAAAGAUGGGCCAUUGGCUUGAGAAAGUCAGGCAAUUCUUAUUAAAUACUAAUAAUUUAUUUUAAUGUAUAACCAUUUGAAAAUAUGCUAUGGGUACACUAAUUUCACAGUGUUUCAGGUUUACCUAUGGGAAAUAUUAGUUAUAUCCAAUGGCGUCCAUCAAUGUUGAUGAAAUGCUCUUCGAUCUAAUGGAGGUUUCCAUCAAGAGAAUGGGGAGAAAGGUGAUAUUUUUUGCCGUUUCUCCUUCUCUCCUGCAAUCCCAACGCUAUUCCAAGGAGUCCCCCAACCUUCUGUAGCAGAUUUUGAGGGUCAGAUCCAAGAAAAUACUUAAUUCAACUCCCUGUUGAACUGGAACUUACUUCCACAGGAGGCAGGGAUGCCUACCAACUUGGAUGGCUUUAGAAGAGGAUUGGGCAAAUUCAUGGGGAGCGGAUCAACGACUACUAGGCACAAUGGCAUUUUCCAUCUGCACUGUCAGAUGCAGUAUGCCUCUAAAUGUCAGCUGCUGGAAAUGGCGAGUGAGCAGAUUGCUGUUCUGCUUGUGUUCUGCCUGCCUUCAGCCAUCUGCUUGGCCACUGUGAGAACAGGACACUGGAGUAGAUGGGCUAGUGGCCUGAUGCAGCAGGCGUUUCUUAAGUCAUGGCAUAGCUACAGAAUGGCCAGGGAGGAGCAAAGUCAGUGGCCACCAUCUCUCUCAGAGCCCACACAUUCAUACCCAGGCAUAGUUUGGCAUAGCGUAAUUUGCAGGGCAGGGCAUUGUAGGUUCAGAAGUUCAUUCAGGCAUUAUUGUGUGUCUUUUUUUCUGAAUCCUGAACAGAAUGGAGAGAAAUCUAUAUGCAGUGAGUUUGAGCUUUCCAAACUGUGUGUCGCGACACAUUAGUGUGCCAGUGUGUCGCGCUUCUCUCGGGGCUGGAAAGGGGUUAGUUUAAUCUCCGGUUUGCCAGCAAAUUACUGUGUCUCAAAAUGAUGCAUGUCUAAAAAGUGUGUCACCAACAUGAAAAGUUUGGAAAGCUCUGUGUUACAUAAUGGAUUAAUAGCAUAUUUUUUAUUUCUGCUGAUUGAGCCCACUAAAAAGGGUUUAGUGUAAUCAUUCCUAUUAUUAAUAUUAUUAAUUUAUUUAUGCUCUGCCUUUUUUCCUGGCGGGUCUCAAGGUGGCUUACAGAUAAAAAUAAGAAUUGCUUUCCUAUUCUUAUCCUUGUUUACUCAGAAGUACCCUAUUCAAUAGGAGUUAUUCCCAGGUAGGUAUGCAUAGGAUUGCAGAGUUACUGUUACUCUUGAUGCUUCUAAAGAAAAUAUAUAGGGGACAGUCUCACAAAAUUAAGCAAUUUCCAUAGAAUAUAUUUAAGCAUACCAUAACCACAUUCCAAUGUGAUGCUACCAAAGUACACAGUCCUGCUUACAAUUAGGAUAAAUAUGUUGCCAUAGAAUUAAUAUACUACCUAUUGGCUCUACGCACAAUAUACUGCUGUAUCUUUUGCACAGUUUUAUGAGGGGAUGUUUUUGAUAAUGACUCCCUGCUUGCAUCAAGAGGUAAAUAAUAAAUAUGUUUUAAAUGCCAGGACAUAUGAAUGUGACUGCUUAUUAAUGAGCAGUUUGAUCUUCAUUGACUAAAAUCACUGCUGUAAUAUAAUAAUCUUCUUAAUGCUGGGGGUUGUUUCUGCCACAAACAGCCUGUCUUGACCAAGAUGCUUUCUGGUCAGGGAUGUCUGAAAUUUCCUUUUGUAUAUCUAAAACUAGUGUUGUGAGUAAUGUGCUGUUGCCUUAGAUUCAGAAUGCAAAUAUGUGUUUUAAAAGCACAGACAUUAGUAGGUAAUCAUUCAAGUGCAAUCCUAUGCUGAUUUUGUUUUUGUUUUUAAAUAAUAUUUAUUAGUAGUUUUCAGAAUUAU
Podarcis lilfordi (Lilford's wall lizard) is the source of this 35923-nucleotide messenger RNA. Lineage: Eukaryota; Metazoa; Chordata; Lepidosauria; Squamata; Lacertidae. The record is from the annotation of a GenBank genome assembly.